CGGACUUAACCAAAAUGCACCGCCACCGAGUACCCUCAAACCGAGUCCUGUAAUACACCAGGACUCGGAAACGACCUCGUUCUCGGCGGUUGGGGUAUCUCUGACUUGUCUUUGGAUAAAGCAAUGGAGCGGGCUCGUGUUCUCGACUACGACCUCCAACACCAUGUGGCCCCCCCCAACAUGGCUCAGAUCAAACCCCUCCCUUCCAUCUACUACCCUGACUUCAUCGCUGCAAACCAAGAAGCCCGCGCGGACAACCUCAUCUCAGGCUCCGACAAGCAAGCCCAUCUCGAGCAUAUUCGUGCCGAUAUUCGCAAGUUCAAGAAGGACAACGGCCUUCACCGCGUCGUCGUCUUCUGGACUGCCAACACCGAACGCUACAGCGACCUCAUUCCCUGUGUCAACGACACUGCUGACAACAUGAAUGCAAUCAAGAUCUCUCACCCAGAAGUUUCCCCCUCUUCCGUCUUCGCUGUCGCUGUGAUCCUUGAGGGCGAACCCUUCGUCAACGGUGCUCCCCAGAACACCUUCGUGCCAGUCGGCCAGACCAAGCUCAAGUCCGUCUUGGCCGAGUUCCUCGUCAAUGCUGGUAUCAAGCCGUUGUCCAUCGCGUCGUACAACCAUCUUGGUAACAACGAUGGCCACGACCUCUCUGCGGAGAGGCAGUUCAGGAGCAAGGAGAUCAGCAAGAGCAGCGUUGUGGAUGAUAUGGUUAACGCAAACAGGUUGUUGUUCAAGGCUCCUCAGGCGGGCGUGGAGGGUAAGGGUGAGCACCCCGACCAUGCUGUGGUUAUCAAGUAUGUCCCUGCUGUCGGCGACUCCAAGAGGGCCAUCGACGAGUACUACUCUGAGAUAUUCUGCGGUGGUCGGUCGACUAUCAAUACCUUCAACGAAUGCGAGAAUUCCCUCCUUGCUACGCCUUUGAUCCUCGACUUGGCUGUCCUCACGGAGCUCCUCACUCGCGUCAAGUACCGCAAGGCCGAGUCUGGCGAGUUCCAGCCUCUCUACAGCGUCCUCUCGUUGCUCUCGUACAUGCUCAAGGCGCCGCUCGUCAAGCCUGGCACCGAAGUCGUCAACAGCCUCAACAGACAGCGCAACGCGCUCGAUGCAUUCCUCAAAGCCUGUAUUGGUUUGGAGGGUAGCAGCGACUUGUUGUUAGAGACUAGGAUUUGGUAG
Desarmillaria tabescens is the source of this 1176-nucleotide messenger RNA. RefSeq lists its product as uncharacterized. The transcript is spliced from 4 exons. Lineage: Eukaryota; Fungi; Basidiomycota; Agaricomycetes; Agaricales; Physalacriaceae. Gene Ontology annotation, biological process: inositol biosynthetic process; phospholipid biosynthetic process. Gene Ontology annotation, cellular component: cytoplasm. Gene Ontology annotation, molecular function: inositol-3-phosphate synthase activity. The coding region runs from base 124 to 1176 and encodes 350 amino acids. The record is from RefSeq and is a predicted model, not a curated record.